UCAGUAGGAUUUACGCCUCAAUUUGAAUCUCGGCCCGCCAAAACAACCAUUAGCCAGCGCGAUAUGAUGGUGCGAUAACAUAACUGAAAUCCCGUUAACUCGUUUCGGUCAGCACAGUAGCAGCUCGACCGUACAGCGAACGAUAAGAGCUUCGAGUGGACGUUAUCAUAUAUAAAAAAGCACUACCUUUGGUGACUGUCUAUCAUUCAUUCAUGAACCAUUGACGUUGUGUAGAUAAUAUAUUACCGCGUGGCGUGAUUUUUUUAGUUGAUAUUCAUAAAAACAGUAAAAACCCUUCCGAUAGCUAUUGAUAGCCCUCAUAAAGAUCGGUCGGAUCAACAUGAAAGCAUCGAAUGUCUUAUCGUUACUAGUGGCGACACUAGUGGCGGUUAACUUCGCACUGGCCGUUCGAGAGGACCCUCUUCAAAUUUUCCCGCAGCUGAAGCGAUCUAGGAAAACCAUCUCCGGCUUCGCGGACAUCCUCGUAACGGCCCAAAGCGAAGUUUUACUCUCGGAGGAAAGCUUCGUAAAAAAUUCCAUCAGCGACGAAUCGGCUCUGCUGAAUCAACUGGCUGGCAGUGAUGUACAAGCAAGUGGUCCAGAAUGUCUGGAUUUUAUUAGAAAAAGUGUUACCCAGCUCCUGAAUCUGGCCGGCAUUUCCUACACCAACUGUUUCAAUGACGUUGACAAUCGAAUGUUCGAAGAGCUCUCGAAAAUCCCCGAGCUAGCAUUGACUCGCGCCGAUUACGACAAAUACAAUCUGCUGGGAGUUUUCCGGGGAGAAAACAUUUUCAUUGAUCCGGUUUCGAUUCGGAACAAACUGACCAACAGGAUGCGAGCUCCUAUAAACCUACCGACAGUUACGCCCGAAACGGAAGCUGCUUUGCGUACCGUGUUUGAAAAAUUAAAAACCAAUUUUCACACCUGCAUGAGCUCUGCCCAAACAAAGCUAGCCAGUAAUCUUCAAUAUACUUCCCAGCAGGUAAGGGCAAUUUGCGCGGCAGAGGCUUCCAAACGUAUUUGAAUUCUGCUCUCUGCUCGGCAACAUAUUGACGAAAUAAUCGGCUGGUUUGCAGAACGGGAUCGAUUGAAUAAAUUAUUCGCUGAUGUUCAAAAA
Topomyia yanbarensis is the source of this 1117-nucleotide messenger RNA. RefSeq lists its product as uncharacterized. Lineage: Eukaryota; Metazoa; Arthropoda; Insecta; Diptera; Culicidae. Bases 341 to 1024 code for a protein of 227 amino acids. The record is from RefSeq and is a predicted model, not a curated record. The transcript has 2 exons.